UUCAGUUCUGUUAUUCAGUAUUCCCAGUCAGUUGUGCUUUGGCUGGCGGUCGCGACAGUUGGGAGCUAACGCGAUAUUGCCGGUUGGUAACGUCGUCGUAACGUCGGUUCGGCCUCCAAUAACGUAACGUAACGUAAACAAUUUGUUUUGAGGGGGCGGCUCGUUUGGCGCAUUUUUUCGUGAGUUAUUAAAAUGCGAUAAAAGCCAGUGAAUCGUGCAUUCAAUAAGAACCGAAACGAAGCGUAAAUUCAAAUAAACCAAAGACUAAUCGAAGCCAAAAAUCAAAAGACCGCCUCGAAAAUGUUGACCUGCGUGUGUCGACCCGUCUCCGGCAACCUGCCCAAGAUGCCGCCCGCCUCCCUGAUGCCCGCCCACAGGGCAUCGUCAUCAUCAUCGACAGCCUCCUUGGCCUUUGUCAGUCCCACGCGAGGAGUGGUGGUGACCUCCGAGCCCAAGCUGAAUGUGCCCAGCAGGCUGACGUCAGCCGAACUGAGGGCGAUGGCAUUGAGACAGCAGCAGCAAAUCGACAGCCAGCACCAGCUGCUGGCCACCAAGGAGCAGCGCCUGCGCUUCCUCAAGUCGCAGGAGGUGCGCAGCGCCGUGGCCAGCGCGGAGGGCGAGCGGCUCCGCCGCCUCAGGGAGCGGGUGGAGGCGCAGGAGUCCAAGCUGCGCCGCCUGCGAGCGCUGCGGGGUCAAGUGGACUUGCAGAAGACCUACAAUGUCACACUGAGCAAUGACUUGGACUCGAUUCGUGCCCUGUUUAGCGAGAAGGAGAAGGAGCUCAGUCUGGCGGUGGCCAAAGUGGAGGCCCUAACCCGCCAACUGGAGGACCUGCGACGUGACCGUCGAUGUCCUGUGAAUAUCCUGGCAGCCGCUGGCUCCGCUGUUGGCCAGGCCCUUCCUCCCCAAGCAUCCCGCGAACUGGAGAAGCUGCGACGCGAGCUGAUGUACCGCAACCAGUUGUCGCUGCAGCAGGAUGCACGGUUGCACAUGCAACGCGAGGCCCUGCAGCAGCGACAGGCGGAGCUACGGUCCGUGGACCAGCGUAUUUACGAACUGCAGACGCGCCUGCAGCGCAAAAAGCAGGCCAACACCCAUCACCAGCAGCAGCAGCAACAUCAGCAGCAGCAACAACAACAGACAACCGUGCAGCAGCAACAGCAACAGCAAUUGCAUGUUCAGUCUGCUCAAUUGCUGGCGGCAGCAGCAGCAGCAACUGCCCAACAGCAACAACAACAACAGCAACACCAGAAGCAGCAACAGCAACAGCAGACUUUGGCCUACCAGCAACCUGCCGGCAAUCUGGCCAAACACGGCGGAGUUGCGGCCCUCAAGCAGCAACUGUUGCAGAAGCAGGUCAAUCAACUGGCAGCUGCUGCCGCCGCCGCUGCCGCCGGACGAGCCCGCGGCAAUGUGGCCGCCGUCGAACCCUUCAUCCACACGCCCCAAAAAUCGACCAUCACGAGCACCGCCAGCUACUUGAGUGGCGGAAUGAAGCAUGCAGCGGCCACGGCCAAUACCAACCAGCAGAAUCAGCUCAUCCAGGAUCUGACCCAUGUCAAGCUGGGCCAGAACAGUGGUUUCUUUGCCGGAUCCGUGCCCGUACCCGUGCCGGUCGCCAGUUCGAGUAGCGAAAGCGACGAGUCCAAGCUGGCCAAGAAGCUGCUGGCGGGGACGGGUGCGGGUGCGGUGACGGCUCCUGCGAAAACGGAGGCCGAGUUGCGCAAGCAGGCGCAAACGGAGGCCAUGGAUAGUACCACACAUAUCUACGCGGAAGUGGGACCCAAGAAACGAGAUCGAGAAGCAGCCGCAGCAGCAGCGGCAGCAGCAGCGGCAGCAGCAGCCGCAGCAGCAGAAGCAGCAAGUCAAGCAGCAACUGCAGCACCAGCAGCAGCAGCCACAGGAGCAACAUCUCCACCCGCCACUGUGAAUGUUAGUAAAAUCCCCAAGAGCAUUUCCUCGAGCAGCGCCAGCAGUUCCGCCUCCGCCUCCGCCCUGAUAAGCAAACUUAACCAGCAGGCCACGUCGAAGGAGAGCCAGGAGCAGCAGCAGCAGCAGCAGCAGCAGCAGUUGCAAAUCAAGAAGAACGAGAUUUCGGUGACCAGUGAAACGCUAUCCGAACGCAACACACAGCAGCAGCUCACCGUGCACAGCAUGCCUUUGGGGGCGAUAAGCAAAUCGGUGGCCCUGGCCCCCGUGCCCAAUGCCUCCAAGCCGCUCCAGGUGCAGGUGGGCAAUCUGGCGGUGCCGCCGCGCAAGCCCAUCAGCAGUGUGGCCCCCAAUUCGGUGAGCAGCAGCAGCUCCAUACCCAAAAUGAUCACCUACAGCCCGAAGGUGAACCGUGUGGCGCCCAAUGUGGUGAUGGCGGAUCCCCGUCCAGCCCUGCCGCCCAAGCCCAGCAAGAUGUCGCCCACGGAGCAACCAUCGCCAGUGGAGGCCAGCACAUCGGCAGCCACGGGAGGUGGAGUUGCGCCAGCAUCAGCGGCACCCAAGCCGCUGGCGGCGGCGACCUUUGGCCUGCAAUCGCUGAACAUCAACGACAACUUGCCCAUCAAGGCCAAGCCACUGACCAUCCGCAAGCAGCCUCUGUUCGAGCAGCCUCGUCUUAAGUUCAGCCAGUCCGGCCAAUCCGGCCAAUCCGGCACCAAUGGCCAACAGAAGCCGCCUCCGAUGCAAGUGCCAAAUCAACGGAAGUCAGAGCCUUCACUUAGACAGCCAGCGGAGGCCUUGAAAUCCACGCCGGACACCUCACCCCAGCACUCGCCGAGCAGUGAGUCCAGCGCGGACGAAACGGACCGCAUGGUGCCCCCAACGACAGGGGCCAGUCAGCAGGAGACGUCAACAUCCGCGUCAGCUACUCUGACGGCCACGACAACCAGCAACAUUAAGGAGCGAACGGGCGGAAAACCCAAGCUGGCGCGACGGGUGAGCUUCGAUCCUUUGGCCCUCCUGCUGGACGCCAGUCUCGAGGGCGAACUGGAGCUGGUCAAGAAAACGGCCAUGCAAGUUGCCAAUCCCAGUGCGGCCAACGAUGAGGGAAUUACGGCUCUACACAAUGCCAUCUGUGCCGGCCACUUUGACAUUGUCAAAUUCCUGGUUGAGUUUGGCUGCGAUGUGAACGCCCAGGACUCGGAUGGCUGGACGCCACUGCAUUGCGCCGCCAGCUGCAACAAUCUGUCCAUGGUCAAGUUCCUGGUGGAGAGCGGCGCCUGCCUGUUUGCCUCCACGUUGUCGGAUCACGAGACGCCAGCGGAGAAAUGCGAGGAGGAUGAGGAGGGCUUCGACGGCUGCUCCGAGUAUUUGUACAGCAUCCAGGAGAAGCUGGGCAUUCUGCACAAUGGCGACGUAUACGCCGUGUUCUCGUACGAGGCCCAGAACGGCGACGAGCUCUCCUUCCAUGUGAACGAGCCGCUGAUCGUGCUGCGCAAGGGCGACGAUGCCGAGAACGAGUGGUGGUGGGCACGGAAUGCCGGUGGCGAUGAGGGCUACGUGCCCCGCAACCUACUGGGGCUGUACCCACGUGUGCCGCCGCAUUCGCCGCACUUCAGCGAUUAGCAGUUAAUACGCUUCACCAUACUGAAGCGCAAGGCCGGUCGACUCAUCCAGAAGCGCUACAUAUCCAAGUACAUCUAGGAAGCAGGAGCUGGAUUUCUAGCCGAUUCUGGGCACGUGCCACCGCAGGAGUCAUCGGGGAAUUAUUUAUCACAGCCCCAUGUUUCUUUCUGUUUACUUUUUGUUUGGAAAAAAGCAACACAAAGGACGAGGAGCGAGGAGCGAGGAGCGAGGUGGUGGCCCACCCAUAUGCCCAACCAUAUGGAAUGGAGCCGACUGCAGCAGCUUCCGCCUCAGUCAUUUAUCCCGACGACUGGCCUCAAUUAGCCCAGCUCUCGCCCUGGGUUCAGCACACAUAUCACCCACAACCACCCCCUGCAUACGUACAACCGCAAAUUGAAUUUCACUUAAGCUCCUUAGCUUUAAGGCCUAGACUAAUAACUCAUAUCAGCCGCCUGCUCGCCACACAAACUUCACCUUCAAGUUUCUGCAGAAAAAAGUUCAAAUUGGAAAAUGGAAAAUUUGAAAUUUGAAUUUUGAAAUUCCUGGCUGCCCACACACACAGAAUGUUUCAUCUACGGCUAGCUGAAGGAGUUUGUUAAUUGCAUGUAUCAAGUUAGUACUUAAAACUUUAAUUGAACUCGUUCGAGUUCGAAGGUUCACACAAAUCGAAAGAAAACAUUUUAACAUAGAUAACAAAAACUGACACAAGGAGAAUAUAUAACGAAUCGAAUGUGAUUUUUGUAUAAAGACGAGAAUAACUUAAACAAUUUGUAUCGAAUAUGGAAAUGUAAAUUACAUAAAGCGGAUUCGUUGACAAGUAAUCGCAUUAUAGGAUAUACGUUCUAAUUUAACUUAAUUUAAUUAUAUUGUAUCGAUUGCUUAAUACCUAGCAUUUAAGGACAAACACAUUAAAAUGCAAAUACGUUUGAAAAAUGAAAAAAAUAAAACGAUUCAGAAAGCUUA
This is a messenger RNA of Drosophila elegans, 4518 nucleotides long. RefSeq names its product apoptosis-stimulating of p53 protein 2 (gene ASPP). The transcript has 8 exons. Gene Ontology annotation, cellular component: nucleus. The record is from RefSeq and is a predicted model, not a curated record. Bases 301 to 3555 code for a protein of 1084 amino acids. Gene Ontology annotation, molecular function: p53 binding. Gene Ontology annotation, biological process: regulation of apoptotic process. NCBI's taxonomy places the organism in Eukaryota, Metazoa, Arthropoda, Insecta, Diptera, Drosophilidae.